Giardia duodenalis is the source of this 927-nucleotide messenger RNA. RefSeq lists its product as uncharacterized. Bases 1 to 927 code for a protein of 308 amino acids. The record is from RefSeq and is a predicted model, not a curated record. NCBI's taxonomy places the organism in Eukaryota, Fornicata, Diplomonadida, Hexamitidae. The transcript has a single exon.
AUGUUUUCCGCCAGACCCGCGCUCCACAGGCAGGAGGACGGCCCUAGAUACUGCGGGGUCACCACGCUGAAUCCCUGCAAGUGCUGCGAGUGUCCCAACUGGGAGAGGCACGGGUGCCACUGCCCCCCGAACAACAAUGUCACCCAGGACGACGUCAACCAGUACCUCGCCUUUGAGCGCCGCCGCAUGGCCCGCCGCGCCCUCGACCCCGAGUGGCAGGCCAUCGACCCCAUCGAGAACGGCCGUCCGUGCAUCGACCCGGGCUGCCCGCCGCGCAGCUUCUCCCAGUGCAGCCCCAGGCCUGGCCCCCGUGCCUUCGGGGAGGGCGCACUGGGAUGCUGCGGCGAGGUCUUCGAUCCAGACCACCCCUGUUGCGAGGCCUGUGCAGAGGCGCACGGCAGGCGUCCUAAUACAAGACAAGGAUUUGCACAAACAAUGCGAAGAAAUCCCAGAUGUGCAAGAGGUACAUUAAAUGCACAAGCUUCACGUCCCGUUUAUGUAUGCAGUCUUCCACAAAAGGCCAUUACUUUCACGGAAUCAGCGAAUGCACGCAAGCAAGAGAAGUAUUAUACUACCUGUCCUCUGAAGACAACUACCCGUUACGUUGUCAAUCCAAAUGAACCACCCAUUCUUCAAACCUCCCGCGGAGACAGCUGGUAUGAUGUUCCGACUCAAGCUUUAUAUACCUCGCUUAGCCCUCAUCUAAGAUCUGGAAGAAUCCAUCUAUACAAUCCCUAUAAAUCAACGGACAUUGCAAACGUGUCUUACACAUCCCAAACGUGCGAUCUUGUUGACUCGAAACGUGAUCAGGCAUAUGUGCACGCGCUUCAAGCCAAGAACACCCAAAGGCAGCACAUGCUCGAUUGGUCGCUCACAGGUUCCAAGCCAGCAGCACACUUUCACAGAACGUGGAAAGGAAACUAUUAA